Messenger RNA from Dictyostelium discoideum AX4, 207 nucleotides. RefSeq lists its product as hypothetical. The coding region runs from base 1 to 207 and encodes 68 amino acids. The transcript has a single exon. The record is from RefSeq and is a predicted model, not a curated record. Lineage: Eukaryota; Evosea; Eumycetozoa; Dictyosteliales; Dictyosteliaceae.
AUGGAGACAAUUAUAAGAAGAUUCUCCCCAAAAGAAAAAGAAAAAGAAAAAGAAAAAGAAGAAAAAGAUGAAAAAUCAAAAGAUAAAAAAGAACCAAUUAAAACAAGAUCAAAAUCAAAAAAUGAUGAAGAAGAAGAAGAGGAUGAACAAGAGUUGGUUCAAGGAAAACCAAAAGGUAAUUCCAAAAAUAUCAAAACAAAAAAAUAA